GCCAGGCUCCCGUGAGGGAUCUGAGCCCGCCUGACCUCAGCGAGAGGCCCUGGAGUAAACCGCAGGUUUCCCUGCCGGGAGACAGCUUGCUAGAGCGCUGGAGCUGGGGGCUGCUUCGUCCUGGUCACUCUCUCUGCCACAGACCUCCCUGUUGCGUUAGAACAGGGCCCAGACCUUUCUCCUGGCCUCCAGCACGGGGGUCCCCUACCUGCCCGUUCGGCCUCAUUUCCUACCGCUCCCUGCACCGCAGCCAUCCUGGCCCACUGCUGUUCCUGACCUGGCCGAGCUUGUUCCUGUCCUGGGGCCUUUGCACGUGCUGUGUGACUGCUGUCCGGAACGCUCUUCCCUCUUUCCGUGGGUGGCUCCUUAGUCCCCUUCGAGGACCAAGCUGAAAUCUCACGUCCUCCCGGUGGCUUGCCCUGAUGUGCCUGACCAGGGAGCCCCCUCCUCCCCCAGGCCCCCUUGUGCUUGCUUACUCCUCACAUCGCCUCGCUGACUUCCUGUUUACUGAGGCCAGGUCCUUCUCCUUUGUUUACUGCUGUCAUCUGCAGCGUCUGGCACGGAAUAAGUGGAAUGAAUGGCUCGUGUUUGUUCCCCAGAGGCUCAUCCAAAAUAGAGGAAGCCUGUGAGAUCUACACCCGAGCAGCAAACAUGUUCAAAAUGGCCAAAAACUGGAGCGCUGCCGGAAACGCUUUCUGCCAGGCCGCCCAGCUGCACCUGCAGCUCCAGAGCAAACACGACGCGGCCACCUGCUUCGUGGACGCCGGCAACGCGUUCAAGAAAGCUGACCCCCAAGAGGCCAUUAACUGUUUGAUGAGAGCAAUCGAGAUCUACACGGACAUGGGCCGAUUCACGAUCGCGGCCAAGCACCACAUCUCCAUCGCUGAGAUCUACGAGACGGAACUGGUGGACAUCGAGAAGGCCAUCGCCCACUACGAGCAGUCUGCAGACUACUACAAAGGGGAGGAGUCCAACAGCUCAGCCAACAAGUGCCUGCUGAAGGUGGCUGGUUAUGCGGCUCAGCUGGAGCAGUAUCAGAAGGCCAUUGACAUCUAUGAGCAGGUGGGAACCAAUGCCAUGGACAGCCCCCUUCUCAAGUACAGCGCCAAGGACUACUUCUUCAAGGCGGCCCUCUGUCACUUCUGCAUCGACAUGCUCAAUGCCAAGCUCGCCGUCCAGAAGUAUGAGGAGCUGUUCCCUGCGUUCUCUGGCUCCCGGGAGUGCACGCUAAUGAAAAAAUUGUUAGACGCCCACGAGGAGCAGAACAUUGACAGCUACACCGAAGCGGUGAAGGAGUACGACUCCAUCUCCCGGCUGGACCAGUGGCUCACCACCAUGCUGCUUCGCAUCAAGAAGACGAUCCAGGGUGACGAGGAAGACCUGCGCUAAGCGCCCCCAGCCCCCUGGCACCCGUCCUCCUGCCCCGUCUUCUCUACCCCCGCGCCCCUCCAGCGCGUGAGCCCAGAGACGUGGGGCCGAGACCUUGGCUGCGAGACCUCCCCUCCCUUCCCGCAGAGGAGUCUCCCCAAGCCGCGGUGCGGGCUCAGCACUGCCGCGGGGCCCCCGAGGCUGGGCCUGCCGGCCGGACAGUCCCCCUCUGUUCUCGCUGCACCCCCUCGCCUCCUGCCCGUUUAUUUAAUCCCCCCCCCCCCCCCCAGAGGUGCCCUUCUCUGCCCCAAACACAGAACCUCUGACACAGACCUGUUUGCUGUGGGUGCCGCCAGGGGUGGGGGGUCAGCAUCUGGUCCCCCGCCUCCUGACCGGCUGAGUCGCAAGACUGGCUUCGGUCUCUCCCACCUGCCCUCCAGCCGAGCCCUGAGCACACGUAGCCGCUGAGAUUUGCUCUCCCCGUGGGGGCAGGCUCCUUCCCCUCCGGUGCCGGGAACCCCCACGGCGUCCUGCAGCCCUGACCUCUCAGGAUAGACCGCAGGCCCUGGAGCUCAGAGGGCCGUCCCCGCGCCCACCCUGACAUCUGCUCCUUCCCUAGUGCUUUGAGGUUUUGUGGUCGGAAGCUGCAGCUGGCCUGAGAAAGAAAAAUAAAAAAGAACACUUCGCAUGA
Messenger RNA from Herpailurus yagouaroundi (jaguarundi), 2059 nucleotides. It is a transcript of the gene NAPA, whose product is annotated as NSF attachment protein alpha. Gene Ontology annotation, molecular function: soluble NSF attachment protein activity; syntaxin binding. Bases 574 to 1389 code for a protein of 271 amino acids. NCBI's taxonomy places the organism in Eukaryota, Metazoa, Chordata, Mammalia, Carnivora, Felidae. Gene Ontology annotation, biological process: intracellular protein transport; regulation of synaptic vesicle priming; synaptic transmission, glutamatergic. The record is from RefSeq and is a predicted model, not a curated record. The transcript has 11 exons. Gene Ontology annotation, cellular component: terminal bouton; synaptobrevin 2-SNAP-25-syntaxin-1a complex; vacuolar membrane.